UAUGCAUGCGGGCGGCCAUGCAGCCGAUGCAGCAGACGCAGCCAUCCGUAAUUAUAUGUACAAUGUUCACGCUGCUAAUGAUUUGUGAUUUAAUUUUCAUACCGUUUUGUACUUUGAACUUGUAAAAGUGUGCUAUGUAAUUGGCGCGUAGCAAUUAAACGGCAAUUAUAAAUGAUUGUUAACGUAACCAUGUUUUGCACGGUGGCCGGAUCAGGAUUCCGACUACCGGUACGCGUACACAAUAUGUGAUCGCCGCUAGCUGUGAUGUGCUUUAUUAACGUUUUAUAAAAAGGUGUAUGGAGAUAUUUACGUGGUUUAAAACAUUGCCGAAUCGAAGAGAGCGAAACUUGUUUAUAUAGGAAACUUAUUGAGACGAUAGAACAAUGUUAUAAGUAUACGUUGUCUUUGACGUACAUACAUAACAUCGGUUAUCGGGUCAGUUACUAUGCUAGCGAACGACAAACGUGGAUGAUUUGUGUACUCUUAGAUACAAUACUUAUAUAAUAUCAUAAACUAACGCAUAAUGAAUAAUAAUUUAAUCGCUGCUGCCAUCGGCGUAACCGUUGGCGUGAUAAGUGCAGUUAGCAUUUUUAUUUAUCGAAAGAUUCUGGCUAAUCAGCAGUACAUCACGACGACGUCUGAUUUAAAUACUGCUAAUAAAAGAAUUGAUGAACUGCUGUCGGAAUUAGAAGCUCUAAGGUUGCAACUAAGGCAGCAAAAGAAGAAGAGAAAAAUUUCACGAAAACUGAAUUCCAGUGAUAAUACGUAUACGUUGACAGAUAAUGAAGCAACGGAUAUCGACGUUUUCUCAACAGACACUGACAUCGGAGACGACGAGUUUUACGAUUGCUCAGAUGGUGACAGUGAGACUGAAUUAAGGAUCUCAGAGGAACUGAACCAACUGGAGGUAAUACUUAAGGAGAUCGAUGAACAAGAGAAGGGACAGUUCGUCGUCGACACUUACUAUAAAUUACAAACGUUGGUCAACUCCCAUCAUCGGGACAAUGUAGAAAUAGUUUGGCGAUUUGCUAGGGCUUGCUAUAAUCAAGCAGAAGCCCAGACUGAUAAGAACGUUAGGAGGUCGUUCAUUCUCGAAGGGAUACAAGCCUGUGAGAAAGUUAUUGAUAUUCGAAACUCGAAUUUGUACAAGUGGUAUUCAAUUCUGAUAGGACUGAACGGCGAUUACUUAUCGAUGUCAGAUAAAAUAAAGAACGGCGUAGUUUUUAAAAAUUAUGUAGAAAUGGCUUUGGAAAUGCAACCAGAUGACUUUGAACUGCAAUACCUCUUAGGAAGGUUUAAAUACGAAAUAGCUAAUUUAAGUUGGAUCGAGAAAAAGGUGGCAGCAACAUUGUUUGCCGAAUUGCCGAGCGUCACGCACGAAGAAGCGCUCGCCUGUUUUGAGAAGGCAGUGAAAUUAGGAAGUAAAAAUCCUUUCGCUCAAUUGUACAUUAGCAAAUGUUACGCGGCACUGAAGGAAUAUUCACGUGCGAUCGACAUACUGAACGGGAUCUUAGAGAAACCGAAGGCAGAGACGGCCGACGACGAGAAAGUGCACGCGGAAGCGAGUAAACUUCAUAAGAAAUACUCAGGAUAUAAUUCAUAACGAAAGACGAAAUAUUCCAACGUCCGUUCCGUAUAUAUUAUAGUUCUGCUAUGCGCCCGCGUGUAAAAAGACGACUCUUAUAGCCUACCUACGCGUUUACAUAAAACAAUUUAUUAAUAAAUUAUUAUACGGAGUAUAUAGGUACUAAACGAAUCUUCGACACGUUUUAUCUAUUAUAUAGCAGGUAUUGUGACAGUUUUUUAUUUUAAUUAAAAUUUUAUAAGAGGAUGUAAUUUGUAAAGAUCUGCAUAUAGGGAGGUACCGUUCGGUGCAGACGUUUUUGUAAAUUAUUAAACAUGUACUUUGUUCGCGCGAUUUAGGAAAUUAUAUUUUAUACGUGUACGUGCAUAUACAAUAGGAUAGAUCGAGGAUCCUGGGUUCAAUUAUUUUCGUAAACCGUUUUUUAACAUUUAUUAUUUUUAACGUUACGACUAUAUUUAAGGUUUAAGUGGAACUUCAAGAAAUACAUUUUUCCAUAAUUAAA
Messenger RNA from Ceratina calcarata, 2087 nucleotides. Its product is annotated as regulator of microtubule dynamics protein 1. The transcript has 6 exons. Bases 524 to 1603 code for a protein of 359 amino acids. The record is from RefSeq and is a predicted model, not a curated record. Gene Ontology annotation, molecular function: microtubule binding. NCBI's taxonomy places the organism in Eukaryota, Metazoa, Arthropoda, Insecta, Hymenoptera, Apidae. Gene Ontology annotation, cellular component: spindle microtubule; mitochondrion; mitotic spindle pole.